Messenger RNA from Kluyveromyces lactis, 1401 nucleotides. It is a transcript of the gene CRH1, whose product is annotated as transglycosylase. NCBI's taxonomy places the organism in Eukaryota, Fungi, Ascomycota, Saccharomycetes, Saccharomycetales, Saccharomycetaceae. Gene Ontology annotation, biological process: carbohydrate metabolic process; fungal-type cell wall organization. The transcript has a single exon. The record is from RefSeq and is a predicted model, not a curated record. Gene Ontology annotation, molecular function: hydrolase activity, hydrolyzing O-glycosyl compounds; glycosyltransferase activity. Gene Ontology annotation, cellular component: fungal-type cell wall. The coding region runs from base 1 to 1401 and encodes 466 amino acids.
AUGAAGUUAACCUAUACCUUGAGUGCAUUGGGCCUUGGGGCGUCAGUUGCCUACGCUCAAUCAACAGCAUGUAAUCCUUUGACUGCCAGCACAUGUUCACCAGAUCCUGCUUUGGGUAAAUCCAUCUCUGUACCAUUUGAUGAGGAAUCUUCAUAUUUUGAAAGAUAUGCCACGAACGGUAAUGUUUCUUAUGGUGAUGAUGGUGUUGAAAUGACUAUUAAUAAGAGAUUGGAUAAUCCAAGUUUGGUUUCAGAAUUUUAUAUUAUGUUUGGUAAAGUUCAAGCGAUUGCCAAGGCUGCCGGUGGUCAAGGUAUUAUUUCCUCAUUCUAUUUGCAAAGUGAUGAUCUUGAUGAAAUUGAUAUCGAAUGGACUGGUACUGAUACUACUCAAGUUCAAUCCAAUUUCUUCUCCAAGGGUGAAACUACUACAUUUGACCGUGGUGCUUUCCAUUCGGUGGACGAUCCUCAAGGUUCUUACCACAAUUAUACCAUUGAUUGGACUAAGGAUGAAAUCAAUAUCUAUGUCGACAGUGCACUGGUAAGGACUAUCACCAGUGACAAUGGUCAAGGAUACCCAGAGUCUCCAAUGCGUAUUUUCACAGGUAUUUGGGCUGGUGGUGAUUCCCAAAACGAGCCCGGAACCAUUGAAUGGGCAGGUGGUUUGACCGAUUAUACCAAAGCUCCAUUCAGCAUGUAUUUGAAAGACGUUAUCGUUGUUGAUUACUCCACUGGUACAGAAUACUCAUACUCAGGCACCGAUGGUACUUGGGAAUCUAUUGAAGCUAAUGAUGGUGAGGUGUAUGGUAGAUAUGAUCAAGGAGUAGCAGAUUUCGAUAAGUUAGCUUCUGGUGGAAGCGUAUCAGACGACACUUCAUCUUCAUCCUCCUCAUCCUCCACAUCUUCAUCUUCAACCAAGACAAGUGCAUCUCCAUCUACAUCCAAAUCUUCAUCCACUUCCUCAUCCUCAUCUUCAUCCUCAUCCUCAUCCGCAUCAUCAUCAUCCUCAUCCUUAUCCUCAUCCUCCCCCACUACGACUUCUAAAUCUAGUACCACAAUUCCAACUACUUCCACUGAAAGCACCUUGAACACAACUAGUGCUUCAUCUACCAGUGCUUCAUCAUCCAGUAUUACUGCAUUGAACACAACAUCUUCCUCCACUUCCCUAUCAUCUUCUUCAACUCAGUUGAAUACAACUGAAUCUCUAAUAACUUCCACGGAAGAACUUGUGACCACAGGUUUCUCAUCUUUGGUCACUACCACCGCUGCUGACGAAGAGAUCACAUCGUAUGCCACUGGCGAGACAAGCUCAUCAGCUGCUUUAACAUCCACACAGUCAGAAAACGCUGCUGCUUUCAAUUUACCGCAAUUGCUUGCUAUCAUUCCAGCACUUCUACUUCUCUAA